Molecule: messenger RNA, 1101 nt
Organism: Yarrowia lipolytica CLIB122
Lineage: Eukaryota; Fungi; Ascomycota; Dipodascomycetes; Dipodascales
Molecular function (GO): protein binding
Source: RefSeq, a predicted model, not a curated record
AUGCGCCACCGUGCCCGACCCAAUGACGAGGAGGCCGCCAAAUACACCCCGACGUCGCAUCCUCACAUUUUCAUCCCACUGCGUCCCCGAUUCGUGGUUCGCGACGUCGUCUUCAACGACGCCCAUAUGUGCGUCUCGCUGGAGAACAGCAACAUCGUGAGCGCGUUCCACUCGAAAACUGGAAAGCUCAUGACUAAUCUCCAGGGCCAUACCCAGCCUGUCACCUGCCUUGACCUGAUUGAAAAUGUGUGUGUAACGGGCUCCAAGGACACCAACAUCAACAUUUACUUUGCCGAAUGCGACCACAGCAACGUUGACCAGCUGGCCACCUCGCUGCCUGUCCCUUUGCCCGAUAUUAAACCCAAGGUGGUCAUAGGACACACUGGAGAAGUCACUUGUGUUAAGAUGAUUGACAACGGAAGCGUGGUCUCGGGAUCUACAGAUACCACUGUCAGACUAGGAAAGGAGAACAACAAGGGGCAAUUCAUCUCCACUCCACUGGAAAAUGGACACUCUGAGACAGUUACUGUACUGAGAGCAGACAACAAGUUUGUGGUAUCUGGAUCUUCAGAUAUGACUGUCAGAAUAUGGGAGACUCGCUCAGAGAAGCAGAAAUACGUACUCACAGGCCACAAAGCGGCCGUCAAAGACAUUGCUCUGGAUUCCAAAAACAUGAGACUCAUAACGGGUGAUCAAAACAACAUUGUCAAAAUCUGGGACCUGCGAGACGGGUCUCUUCAGCAUACUCUGACCGGCCAAAUGAGUUUCAAGCUCGACGAAAUGGGCAACGAACUCGCCUGUGUUGGAUCCAACGGUUGCUUGUUCAUUUGGGACUGUGGAUCUGCUGAGUUGCUAAAAAUUAUCUCUCACGAAGAGCUGCUUCAAACUGGAGGUCAGGUUCUGAGCACAUCCGACAAAACCACCAUCACCGCCUCCGACACGGGAAUCUGCAUCUGGUCGACCGAUACUGGAGAUCUACUGGGAAAGGUGGCUACUGGAGCAACUGAAAUGUGGGUUGGUAAGACGUUCGGUAAGACCAUAGUGUCUGCAUGCCAGUACGAAGAGUCUGCUGGAGUGGAGGCCCACUUCCUCGACCAAUAG